Striga hermonthica is the source of this 669-nucleotide messenger RNA. NCBI's taxonomy places the organism in Eukaryota, Viridiplantae, Streptophyta, Magnoliopsida, Lamiales, Orobanchaceae. The record is from the annotation of a GenBank genome assembly.
AUGGGAAGAGGAAAAAUCGAGAUCAAGAGGAUCGAGAACAACACGAAUCGACAGGUCACCUUCUGCAAGCGCCGAAAUGGGCUUUUGAAGAAAGCUUAUGAGCUUUCAGUUCUCUGUGAUGCUGAGGUUGCCUUAAUCGUGUUCUCGAGCCGAGGCCGUGUCUAUGAGUUUGCCAACAGCAACAUCAGAUCAACCAUUGAAAGGUACAAGAAAGCCACUGCAGACAGUUCAAGUGUGUACACCACUCAAGAAAUCAAUGCUCAAUUUUACCAACAAGAGUCCAAGAAGCUGCGCCAGCAAAUACAGAUGCUUCAAAACUCCAACAGACAUCUUGUGGGUGAGGGACUGAGCUCUCUAAAUGUCAAGGAACUGAAGCAGCUCGAGAGCCGUCUCGAGAGAGGCAUCGCUAGAAUCAGGGGCAAGAAGCAUGAAAUGAUACUAGCUGAGACUGAGAACUUGCAGAAGAGGGAGAUUCAGCUGGAGCAGGAAAAUUCCUGCCUCAGAGCUAAGAUUCAAGAAAACGAAAAGCUUCAAGAACUUAGCAUGAUGCCAUCUGGACAGGAAUUUGCCUUGCAGGCUUAUUUCGCUCGUAACAUGCUUCAGCUCAAUAUGAUGGAGACCGUAUCAUCCUAUCCCGUGCCUGAAAAGAAGGAUCUUCAUAUCGGCUAA